Molecule: messenger RNA, 2105 nt
Organism: Pseudophryne corroboree (corroboree frog)
Lineage: Eukaryota; Metazoa; Chordata; Amphibia; Anura; Myobatrachidae
Product: tumor necrosis factor-like
Exons: 4
Coding region: 5-793 (262 amino acids)
Biological process (GO): immune response
Cellular component (GO): membrane
Molecular function (GO): tumor necrosis factor receptor binding
Source: RefSeq, a predicted model, not a curated record
CGAGAUGCUAUCAAAAGACAAAUACAACCUCCAAAAGCACAACUACCCAAGAGCGCAGUAUAAGGGGAAUAAUACAAAUCAUUCAAGGGGAAAAGUAAAUACAAAAGACAUCAAAAUGGAGCUGACACAAGUACGCACUGAGGAGCCUCUGCUGCUCCAGCCCGUGCAGAGGAGUCGGACCACAUGGUACCACUGGCUGAGCAUCUGUUCCUUCAUCAUCUUACUUGGGGCAACUAUUAUCUUGGCUCUGCUGCACUUUCAGAUCAUCCCUACUGCAAAUAAGGAUGAAUUUCAAAUGCCAGAAGUCCUUCAAAUCAAGAGUUAUUUAGAUUCUGUACCACAGACCCAGGCGAUGCAAGGAAAGAGAGUAGCUGCCCACAUGAGGGGUGUAGCCAAAGAAGGCCAAAUAAACUGGCAGCAAUCAUCCGCGAUGAACUUCUUCAAAGAUACGGAUCUCAAACUCACGGAAAACAAAUUGGAAAUUCCAAAAGACGGCCUCUACUUAGUCUACACCCAGGUGGAGUUCACAGGCAAGGAUUGCUUGGACAUGAAAGACAAGGACCUGACCCACUCCGUCAGACGGAAGAGUGAGUCUUACGAUAAUGAAGUCACCAUCCUUACAUCAACCAAAUCGGUUUGCGAGACCCCUUCAGAAUCUUCCUGGACCGAACCUAUCUACCAAGGUGGCCUUUUCAUUCUUUAUGAGGGGGAUAUUCUUUCCACCGAAACCACAAACGUCCAAUAUGUCAACUCCAACAAUGGAAAAGUCACCUUUGGUAUCCUUGCUAUAUAACACGAUUGACCCUAUCGGACACUCACCAAAUUGGGUGAUACGCCAGGGAACAUUGUCAGAUUGUUAUAUGGACUUCAUGCUCAAGUCUCCAGCAUUAAAAACGGCUACAGUCUACCUGGUUUGACAACCAUUACUGAGAAGACGCUGGAAUAUUGUGCUGGUAGACCUAUCAGUCAAGUGCAAUCUAUUGAACCAAAUACGUCAUACUGAGGCGAGAGAAAUCUACUGAUUCUAUUACUUAAGCUUUAAAACUACACAUUUCAAUAUUUCUCUCUUCCUCUUAAGAUUCGGUGUUCUCAAAUAUUUUUUAAUGCUAUUUAAUAACUAUUUAUUUAUUUAUUUAUGUAAGCCUAUUUUAAUGAUUAUUUGUGUUAUUGGGGCCAAACGGGUUAUAUGUAUGCAUACAGUGUAUGUAAUCGUCUCUAGUAAAUCUUGCUACUGAAUAAUGGGUUGGGCUUGUGUGACCAGCGGUUGGGUUACCGCUGGUCACCAUACCGACGCAGGGAUCCCAGCUUGGUGAUGGCCGGCGCGGGUGGCGCGGGGGGGGGAGGCAGUGCAAUGAAGCCCCUUACGGGCUGCAGACUCCAUGCUGCGGGCUGCGCUCGCCACAGUUUCUAUUCACACUCAUCGUGGACACCCAUGAGUGGGAAUAGUGCCUGUUAGUCGGCAUGCUGACUGUCGGUUUUGUGAGGGUGGCGGGAUUCAGGCGUAGGUAUUGUGACUGCCGGUCACAUAACCACAUGCCUGAAUAAUGACUGCAGGUCUUCUGCAUCUUGUUGCUCUGCCGUAAUUGCGUCAUUACAAAUCCCAGUAAACCGCACGACAUGCUGGGAGUUGUAGUUGUUACACAAGAGCCGGCAGGGUACGAGUUUUCAGAGUCCUCCUGCAAACUGUACUAUUGUUUCACAGUAGAAACAUGCAAUUAACGUGUUGGCAUUUUGUGUGGUCCCCAUGUCUUUAAUUAGGUGUGUAGUCACCCUUUGGAAAUGGUGGCAAAUUUUUUUUGCUUAAGUUUCAACUUGGAGACAUGAGUACUGAACAAAAGCCAAAAUAUCAGUAAUACAUUGCUGAGCAAUGCCUGUUUUCACUGUUAUCAUGUAACACUAUCAGAGUUGGAAAAUACCGAAUUGUAGCGGAGGCCGAUUUUACGGUCUCUACUUAGCUUGGUGUUGUUGUUAACUCUGUAUUUAUAUUUUGUAAAUGUUAAACUACUUACUUACUUUUUGUGUUUUAACUCCACUAGGGGCUAACUACAGUGGGGAUGGGAAGUGUCUCCACCCUGUAUGUAUUUUAGCAUACAAGUACAGAAAUA